AUGGAUAUCUAUGUUUACUUCAACCCUAUUUCUCGCCUCAUUCUCCACUUGCUGCUCCUGUUGUUUUUGGCAUCGUCAUGCCUGAACACGAGCAGCAUUGUGAAAUCAUGCAUGAAGGAAGAGAGACAAGCGCUUCUCAGCUUCAAACAAGAUCUCACUGAUCCGUCUGGUAGGCUUUCUUCCUGGGUGGGUCAUCAAUGUUGUCGAUGGAGAGGCAUUUCAUGCAACAACCGCACUGGUCAUGUUGCAAUCAUUGACCUCCGAAAUCCAUAUCCAUGCAUUGAGUAUAUCGAUCUGUGGACCUCCGCAUGGUACUGGAACAGCACUAAAUUUGAAGAAUCUUGUUGUUUGGGGGGUAAGUUGAAUCAUUCUUUGCUUGACUUGAAACAUUUGAGUUACUUAGACUUGAGCAACAAUUACUUCAAAGGGAUUCACAUUCCCAACUUCAUUGGCCAGCUUACAAGUUUGAGGUAUCUCAAUCUCUCGCACAAUUCAUUUUGGGGAGAGGUUCCCCCAUCUCUUGGUAACCUCUCAAACCUGAACUAUCUUGACCUCAGUUCUAUUUAUCCUUCUUCCAAAAACUCGAAUUGGCUUUCUCAUCUCUCUUCCCUAAAGUACCUCAAUCUUAGAGGUGUGGACCUUAGCAGCACAGGAGUAAGUUGGCUACAUGAUGUCAACAUGAUUCCUUCACUCUUGGAGUUGCAUUUGUCUUCUUGCCAAAUUAGUGGAAACCAGCUUCCACUCUCGCUGCCCACAAUUAACUUCACAUCACUUUUGGUCCUCGAUAUGUCAUUUAACGAUAUUAAUUCUUCGUUUCCUAAAUGGAUGUUUAAUCUUACUAGUCUUACAAAACUUGAUCUUGGGGAUAAUCCUUUCAUUCGCCCCUCUUCCAAAAACUUGAAUUGGCUUUCUCAUCUCUCUUCCCUAAACUACCUCAAUCUUAGAGGUGUGGACCUUAGCAGCAUAGGAGUAAGUUGGCUACAUGAUGUCAACAUGCUUCCUUCACUCUUGGAGUUGCAUUUGUCUUCUUGCCAAAUUAGUGGAAACCAGCUUCCACUCUCGCUGCCCACAAUUAACUUCACAUCACUUUUGGUCCUUGAUAUGUCAUUUAACGAUAUUAAUUCUUCGUUUCCUAAAUGGAUGUUUAAUCUUACUAGUCUUACAAAACUUGAUCUUGGGGGUAAUCCUUUCAUUCGCCCCUCUCUUGAUGAAUUUGUAAGACUAAAAUCUCUAGAACACCUUGACUUAUCGAGUAUUGGACUCAAAGGUCAAUUAUUUCCCAAAUUCUUUGGAAAUUUGUGCAAGCUAAAGUCAUUAGAUCUUCCAGCCAACGACUUUGAUGGGGGGAUUGAACAGUUUUUGAGUGGUUUUUCAAAUUGUUCAUUUAAUAGAAUGGAGUCACUAGAUUUAUCUAGCUGUGGGCUGGUAGGCAAAUUCCCUAGUUCGCUGCGAAUGUUGAAAAGCCUGCAAUAUCUCUCACUCAGUGACAAUUCCUUGAAUGGGUCCAUACCCGAAAGUUUGGGAAAACUCACUCAGCUGGUUAGCCUUAAUCUGUUUGAUAAUUUAUGGGAAGGCAGCUUAACGGAAGCCCAUCUCAUAAAUCUCACAAGAUUAAAGUCUUUUAGUGUAAGCACUGAUCGACUUGUGCCCAUCAUUUUCAAUUUGACUGAUUAUGAAUGGGUUCCUCCUUUCAAGCUCCGUGAUAUUUACAUGGACAAUUGCCGAGUAGGUGCUGGCUUCCCUCUAUGGCUUCAAUCUCAAACUGAGCUCGUUCAUGUCUUACUUACGAAUGCUGGAAUCUCGGGUCCAAUACCAGAGGAAUGGCUCUUUAAGAUAUCUUCCCAAAUCAAAUUUUUGGAUUUAUCUUACAAUCAAAUAAGUGGAAAGCUUCCGUUCCGAUUCAACUCUUUUCCGAUUCUGCAUACCAUAGAUUUGAGCCAUAAUCAAUUUGAUGACACUAUUCCAUCAUCUAUUUGUAGCAUUCAAUCUCUGUAUUACCUUGCUCUGAACAACAACCAGUUAUCCGGAGAAUUCCCUAAAGAAUGGAGUUUGUGGAGCGGCAUAUACACUCUGGAUGUCUCAAACAACAAUAUGUCUGGUAAUAUUCCAAGCUUAAUGGGCAUUCCAAGUUCUCUUUCAAUACUGAAGAUAGACAACAAUCAUUUUAGUGGAGAAAUUCCUUCUGCCUUGCAAAAUUGCUCUGGUUUGGAGAGACUUUAUCUUGGAGGCAACAAAUUUACUGGAAGCAUACCUUCUUGGAUAGGAUCAAAUUCAAAUGUAUCCGGAUUCAUAGUGCUGCAAUUGCAAUCGAACUCUUUAAGUGGACAUAUUCCUCAUCAUUUGUGCAGUCUUCCUUUCCUUCAGAUCCUAGAUCUUAGUCACAACAGAUUUUCAGGGACUAUUCCCAAGUGUUUGAAUAAGUUGACUUCCUUAGUCUAUCGUAAUUAUAGUGGCUGGAGCGGCGGUAGUGAGUCUGAGGUGACAACUGUGACUAUAAAAGGAAGAGCAAGUGAAUACUUCUUAUCCAAUGCAGAACUUCUAACCAUUAUUGAUUUUUCAAGUAAUGAUUUAGAAGGUGAAAUUCCUGAAGAAAUCAGCAGUCUUGUUGGAUUAGGCACAUUAAACCUGUCCAUAAAUCGAUUAAGUGGAAAUAUCCCCUCAAAAAUUGGAAACUUGAAGUUGCUCGAAACACUUGACCUCUCUCAGAACCAACUUUCAGGACAGAUACCAAAUAGUCUCGCUUCUCUGACCUUCUUAUCUCACUUGAACUUGUCACGCAACAACUUGACCGGAAGAAUUCCUUCAGGCAACCAACUUCAGACGCUCGAUGAUUCAUCUAUUUAUGAGGGCAAUCCUUCACUCUGUGGAUUUCCUCUUUCAAAAUGCCCAGAAGACAGAGACAAGAUGCAUGAGCCUCAUGCAGAAGACAAUAAUGAUCAUGAAGCAGAUGAUGAAAAGCUUGGUUUAUAUACCAGCGUAGUGCUUGGCUUUAUCAUAGGCUUUUGGGGUGUUUGUGGCACAUUGAUAUUGAAGAAGUCAUGGAGGUAUGCUUAUUUUCAAUUUUUUGACCACAUCAGAGAGAAAGUAGAACUGCUGCACUAG
Molecule: messenger RNA, 3102 nt
Organism: Rosa chinensis
Lineage: Eukaryota; Viridiplantae; Streptophyta; Magnoliopsida; Rosales; Rosaceae
Product: receptor-like protein EIX2
Exons: 1
Coding region: 1-3102 (1033 amino acids)
Molecular function (GO): protein binding
Source: RefSeq, a predicted model, not a curated record